Molecule: messenger RNA, 918 nt
Organism: Alligator sinensis (Chinese alligator)
Lineage: Eukaryota; Metazoa; Chordata; Crocodylia; Alligatoridae
Product: olfactory receptor 14A16-like
Exons: 1
Coding region: 1-918 (305 amino acids)
Biological process (GO): G protein-coupled receptor signaling pathway
Cellular component (GO): membrane
Molecular function (GO): odorant binding; olfactory receptor activity; G protein-coupled receptor activity
Source: RefSeq, a predicted model, not a curated record
AUGAUGAACCAGACUGGCACUGUGUCCGAGUUCCUUCUCUUGGGAUUCUCUAACUCUCGCAAGCUUCAAAUUUUAUAUGUUGUGAUAGUUAUGUUGAUGUACCUGGCAGCUUUGAUGGGGAACCUUUUCAUCAUCACAGUUGUAACCCUCCACCAUCACCUCCACAUCCCCAUGUACUUCUUCUUGAUGAAUCUGUCCAUCCUGGAUAUUGGCUCCGUCUCUGUCACCCUCCCUAAAUCCAUGGCCAAUUCCCUUUUGAACACAAGGUUAAUUUCUUACUUUGGAUGUGUCGCCCAACUUUUUUUCUUUGCCUUCUUUUUGGGAACAGGUUUUUUCAUUCUCACUGUCAUGGCAUAUGACCGUUAUGUGGCCAUCUGUAAACCACUGCACUAUGAAACAAUAAUGAGCAGGAGAGCUUGUGUCCAAACGGCAGCCAUGGCAUGGAUUGCUGGUCUUCUCCAGUCUGCUAUGCACACUGGUAGCACAUUUACAGUCACAUUUUGUAAAGGCAAUAUAGUAAACCAGUUCUUCUGUGAAAUCCCACACCUGAUCAAGCUCUCUUGUUCUGACUCGUAUCUCAGAGAAUUUGGGGUUCUCGCACUCUCUGUUCUUUUAGCCUUGAGCUGCUUUAUUUUUAUAAUGGUAUCAUAUGUUCACAUUUUCACCACAAUAUUGAGACUCCCUUCUGAGCAGGGGAGGUACAAAGCCUUCUCCACCUGCAUUCCCCAUAUCACUAUGGUCUCUUUGUAUCUUAUUAAUGGCACCUUUGCUCACAUGAAACCCCCUUCUCUCUCCCCUUCUAGUCUGGAUUUAAUCCUAGCUAUUCUUUACUCUGUAGUUCCUGCAUUGAUGAAUCCAAUAAUCUAUGGCCUAAGAAACAAAGAUAUCACAGUUGCAUUGAAAAAAAUGAUUCAGUAG